GGAGCUGGACGCACCUUGUUAAUUAGGAGACGCAAACGGUAGAAAUAAACCGUCUUGCAGGGAUUUCAGAUCCAAUAUUAGAACAAAUGCACCUAAGCUGACAGCAUCAGACGCUGCGUGAGAAGACAACGAAAGUUGCAAGCAGAUCCCUGCACCUGCGUGAACCUCUGGGGGCAACGCAUUGGAUCAUGGCAGGAUCAUGGCCUCAGUGAUUGAGUGACUAGAAAUCUUCCUAUGCCCACAGGGCUCCAGGGACACUGACUCAGCUUUCUUUCCAUCUCAGUCCUAUGGGCUGUUCGUAGUUGUCUUUUGAACAGACAAGCGGAUCCAUCUUGCAGAUGAAGUAUCCAUGCAGGAUGGGACUGAACUCCCACUGCUGCCCCCAGCUGUCUGAUAACUGCGGCAAGAAGGAGCGGGGGCUACACUCCCUUGAAUGCUGCCCUGCACGGUGGGCUUCUGGAGUCCCCUUAAUUAAUGAGCAAGCGAGCAGCUAAAAGUUCACCCUAUAACUUUGAUCCAGGUGUCAUUCAGGAAGACACACCAGGGAAUGAACUCCCCCCCCCCACACCCCCGACAGACACCAGAGAUUAUUCCAUCAGCAUAGCAUAGUCAGCCACACAAUUCCACCUCUAUGCUCAAAGCGGCCCCUGGUGACUGAUCAACAUCUGCACUGGAGGCGGCUGUUGCUCUGUGUUUCCAACCAAGCCACCCAGCUAGGGGAGAAGUAAGACAGAAUAGAAUCAGAUCAUGGUGACCAGAACUCAGAAGUUCAAAGCGUUUGUGUCUGAGCCAAUGGGCGAUAAGGACGUUACAGCAGUGGAUGGCAUUAACGACGAGCUUGGACUAAAAUUAGCCACAAAGGGUUUUGACAAGGCAUACAUCCUUCUGGGCCAGUUCCUCCUGUUAAAAAAGGACCAUGCGGUUUUCCAAAGGUGGCUGAAAGGGUCAUAUGGAGCCAGUCCGAGCCAGGCUCAGCAGUGUGCCUCCUGUCUAAUGGACUGGUGCUACGCUUUCCUCUAGGGAGCUGGCUGCUCAGCCCUCAUGGUGUGUUCUGCAGCCUGC
Molecule: messenger RNA, 1062 nt
Organism: Chelonoidis abingdonii (Abingdon island giant tortoise)
Lineage: Eukaryota; Metazoa; Chordata; Testudines; Testudinidae
Source: RefSeq, a predicted model, not a curated record